Molecule: messenger RNA, 4197 nt
Organism: Elgaria multicarinata webbii
Lineage: Eukaryota; Metazoa; Chordata; Lepidosauria; Squamata; Anguidae
Gene: TONSL
Product: tonsoku like, DNA repair protein
Exons: 26
Coding region: 1-4110 (1369 amino acids)
Biological process (GO): double-strand break repair via homologous recombination; replication fork processing
Cellular component (GO): nuclear replication fork
Molecular function (GO): protein binding
Source: RefSeq, a predicted model, not a curated record
AUGGGCGGCGCGCGGGAUCGCGAGCUACGCCAGCUCCAGAAGGGCAAGGAGAAAGCCCGGCGGAAAGGAGACCUUAAGGAGGAAGCUGCCCUCUGUAACCAGCUGGGCGAGAUCUUGGCUCGCCAUGGGCGCUUCCAGGAUGCGCUGGAGGAACACCGGCUGGAGCUGCAUCUCCUGGAGAGUGUUGAUGACAUCAUCGGCUGUGCUGUUGCCCACCGGAAAAUCGGGGAGUGUCUGGCUGAGCUGGAGAGCUAUGAAGCGGCACUCAAGCACCAGCGCCGUCACCUGGAACUGGCCCGCUCCCUCUCCAGUCACAUUGAGCAGCAGAGGGCCUGGGCCACCAUUGGCCGCACCUACAUGUUCAUGGCUGAGAACGGCCAAUCGAGCGAGGCCCUGCAGGAGGCGGAGAAAGCCUUCAUGAAGAGCCUGGCUAUUUUGGAGGAAAAGCUAGAAGGGCAAGUCCCCCGGCGGGAGGUGAGUGAGAUGACGGCACGGCUCUACCUCAACCUCGGCUUGGUCUAUGACAGCUUGAAGAACCCAGCCAAGCACACCUACUACAUCAAGAAGAGCAUUUACAUCUCUGAGCAGACUCACCUGUACGAAGACCUCUACCGGGCCUACUUCAACCUGGGCAACAUCCACUUGCGGGAGGGCGAGCACUCGAAGGCCAUGCGCUGCCUGGAGCGGGCGCGGGAGUGCGCCUGCAAGAUGAAGGAGAAGUUCAUGGAGAGCGAGUGCUGCGUGAGCAUCGCCCAGGUGCUGCUGAGCCUGGGGGACUUCCUGGCAGCCAAGCGGUCCCUGAAGAAGGCCUACCGGUUGGGUUCCCAGCAGCCUCAGCAACGGGAAAACAUCUGCCGCAGCCUGCGCUAUGCCUCGAAGGUGAGCCGCCUGCAGCAGGCCCUGGAGGAGGCGGAGGCGGCCGGCCACCGGCCAGCAGCCCUGGGCCUGUGCGAGCAACUGGGGGACCUUUUCUCCAAGGCAGGGGACUAUCCGCGGUCCGUGGAGGCCUACCAGAAGCAGCUGCACCACGCCCAGGCGUUGAAGCGUCCGGACCAAGAGCUGGCCGUGAUUCACAUUUCUUUGGCCGCCACGUUUGGCGACCUAAAGGACCACGGCCGGGCAGUGGAGCACUAUCGAGCCGAGCUGGCCCUGCGACAGGGGAACCCCCUGGAGAACGGGAAGACGUGGCUGAGCAUCGCCCUGGCCAGAGAGGAGGCCAAAGAAAGCUACGAGGAGCUGAAGCCGUGCUUCCAAAGUGCUCUGCGAUGCGCAGAGAAGGCCGGUGAGCCCAAACUGCAGCGUCAGAUCCUGCAGCACCUCCAUGCGUCUCAGCGGAGAUGUGGGUGCCCCGAGGCAGCUGGCACCCUCGCCCGGCUGCAGGACCUCUGCCACUCUCAGGGCUGGCGCUCAGACGGGGAGAUCAGCGAGGAGGAGGAGGAGUUUCAGAGCAGUGAGCCCUUGGAAGCCAGCGACUUGGAGCUCUCCGACAGCGAUGGAGAGGACGACAUGGAGGGCUAUGGCAAAACCGUCCCAGGUCAGCGCAGGGUCAACAAGUGGAACCAGCGGAACGACAAGGGCGAGACCUUGCUUCACCGCGCCUGCAUUGAGGGCAACCUGCGCCGGGUGCAGUUCUUCGUGGAGAGGGGUCACCCUCUGAACCCUCGGGACUACUGUGGCUGGACCCCCCUGCACGAGGCUUGCAACCAUGGACAUCUGGAGGUGGUGCGUUUGCUUUUGGACCACGGCGCCGCCGUUGAUGACCCCGGGGGCCCCGGCUGCGAGGGCAUCACCCCCCUGCACGACGCCCUCAAUUGCGGCCAUUUUGAGGUCGCGGAGCUCCUGAUCCAGAGGGGCGCCUCCGUGCUGCUGCGCAACACCAAGGGCCUGAGCCCCUUGGGGACUCUCCAGGCCUGGGUGCAACUCUACGGCCGGGAUCUGGACCACGAAACCCGCGAGCGCUGCAAGGCCAUGGAGGGCCUGCUCAGGAAGGCCGUGGCGAGCCGAGGCUCCAGGCCUCCUCCGCCGCGGGAUCAGCCAGGCAGCCAGCUGUUUGAUGCAGAGCUCCCGGAGCCCCAGGCGUCCUGCCCUGCAGGCCCCGCUCUCAAGCCCGGGAGCCCGAGGGGGAGCCGGGGGGAGCCUGAGGAGGACUGCAUGAUCCCCCUGAAGCCCGUCAAGAAGAGGCCGCGUCUGCUGGGCCGGAAGCUGCCGAGAGAGGAGGAGCUGGUGCAGCCGGCGGACGUGGCUGAGCAUCGGGGGGCUGGGCUGGCCGCCCCCGCUGAGUACCGGGCUGCCAUGCGGGGGGUGGGCAGUGCCCAUCCCCCACCCAGCCCGGAGCGCCCCCGGCCCCCUCCUGAGCCAGCCCUCAUCCCACCUGAGGAAUACCUCGGGGAUGACUGGCUGGAAGAUGACUUGGGGCCCCCGCCCCGCUCCCGCAAAAGGAACCGCCAGAGUCCCGCCGGGUCGUCCGGGUCGGAGUCCGCGAAAAGCACAGGGUCUGAGAGCGACGGGGGCCCUCCCCCCCAACCUCCCGAGGCUACCAGGAAGAGGAGGAGGCGGAGGAUCCGGCAGAGUCGUCUCACCCAGAUCGUAGACAGGAUCCCGCUGGGGCGGAUUCGGGGGACCGGCACGGUGGGGAGCCCAGAGCCCAGGGCUGAUGACAGCAACCUCGGCGGGGCAGGCCACAGCGCUCAAGCCAACGGGCUGCCGGAGGGUGAAGGAAGCUCCCCUUCCAGAUCCGCACAGCUCCCGGCUCCCCCACCCCCAAUUCGGGUGCGAGUUCAAGUGCAAGACAAUGUCUUCCUUAUUCCCGUGCCCCACAGCGGCAGCGAGAGCCGCCCCGUGUCGUGGCUGGCGGAGCAGGCCUCCCAGCGCUACUACCAGACCUGUGGGCUGUUGCCACGUCUGACCCUGAAGAAAGAGGGCGCCCUCCUGGCCCUUCAGGACCGCAUCGCCGACGUGCUGCAAAGCAACGAGGAGGUGCUGGCCGAAGUGCAGUCCUGGGACCUGCCGCCCCUCGUGGAGAGAUACCGCAAGGCCUGCCGGAGCCUGGCUGUGGGGGAGCACCGGCUGCUCCUGAAGGUGCUGGAGCGGCAGGACUCGGGCCCGUCCUUCAGCGUCUCCGGCGUGGCCCUGCGCCGCCUCCACCUCACCCCGCUCCUUCGGGCGCUCAAGCUGCAGGCCUCCCUCCGGCGCUUGUGCCUCUCCGGCACCGGCCUGGGCGACGACACGGCCGGGGAGCUGCUGGCCAGCGUGGGCACCAUGCCCGGCCUGCAGCGGCUGGACCUCUCGGCCAACCGGCUUGGCCCCGCAGGGCUGCAUGCGCUGGCCGCCGGGCUCUCGGGCCCCACCACCUUCCAGAACCUGGAAGAGCUAGAUCUCAGCCUGAACCCCCUGGGCGACCGCUGCUCCCAGCCCCUGGCCAUGCUGCUUCAGGCCUGCCCUGUCUUGAGCGUGCUCAAACUGCAAGCCUGCAGCCUCAGCUCCGCCUUCCUGGAGCACUACCGCCUCCUGCUGGCCAAUGCCCUGAAAGGAGCUGUGCACCUCAAGCGCCUCUCUGUGUCCCACAAUGCCCUGGGCUCCCCUGGCCUGGAACUGCUCCUUGGGAGCCUGCCCGGCGAGACGCUCACCCACCUGGAGAUCGGCUCGGUGGGGGCCGGACCAGAGGACCGGCAGCCUCUGCCGGAGGCGCUGGGCAGGUACUUGGCACAGGAUGGCUGUGCUCUCACCCACCUGACUUUCUCUGGGAAUCGCCUGAACGAUGAUGCCGUCGCGGAGCUGGCCAGGUGCCUCCCCGUGUGCCCAUCUUUAGUCUCGCUGGACUUGUCUGCAAACCCCGAAAUCAGCAUUGUGGGCCUCCGGACGCUGCUGCUGGCCCUUGAGGAGAGGAAAGCCGGCCUCCAGCUCCUCCACUUGGCUGGCUGCUCUGUCCGAGGGCCUCUGGACAGCGUGACGUGGACGAAGCUCUCCUCCAACGUGCGCCGGCUGCAGCUCUGCAGCCGCCACCUCAGCAGAAGCGACCAGCAGGACGUGGCGGAGCUGUGGCGGGGCCCAGCCGGCACCACCCUGCGCUCGGUCACCCACCACCACCGGCUCUUCUGCCAGUGCCUGUAGCAGCCCCUGCCAGCAGUGCCGGCCUUGAGGCCUUCUGAACACUCCGGCUCCAGCCGCACGGGGAAUUAGUCUUUGGAACCGCUACUC